AUGUUGUCCGCCAUCGCCGUCGGCCUUCUGGCCUUCGCGGCUUCCGAGACUGUUGCUACUCCCCAGCCGCAACCCAUCGCCCUCCAGUCCCGUCCGACACCGAAAGGCCACGCGACUGGCAUCCGUCGCCGUGCGCUCUCAGCAAUCGGAGUCCCGCUGGAGGACUUCUUCCUGGGUACGGAUUUGCAGUGGUUUGGUAAUAUCUCCGUUGGCACGCCGCCGCAAGACGUCAGCGUCGUGUUCGACACUGGCUCUUCCUCCCUUGAGUUCGCGACGGAUGAGUGCACGUCCUGCACUCAGACCGGCAAGUUCCUUCGCAACCGGCGUGGGGUGGAUCCAGUCGUGAACAACGAUUAUGUUCUCACCGUCAAGCAGGCGACAGACUCCGUCACGGUCGGCAAUAUCACUGCGAAGAACUUGAGCUUCUUCACUAUCACGAAACAGACUCCCAAAUUCAACCUCGACCCUUUCCUCGGCAUUCAAGGAAUGGGGUCUAGUGCUGAGGGAAUCUUUGCCUUCCUCGUGAACCAAGGGCUCCCUUCCCUGUUCAGCAUGUUCUUGACUCCAAACGCCGUUGGGAAUGCCGAACUGCUGAUCGGUGGUAUCGAUAACACCAAGUUUAAAGGCAAUCUCGUAUAUACGGAAAACACUGGAAGUGGGGACUGGGAGGCAACAGCUUCACGAAUCUCUGUCAACGGCAAGACGAGCUCUGUCCUCAACAAGCGCUUGAACAUCGUCUUCGACUCCGGCACCUCCAACAUCCUCUUCAGCACCUCCAUCGCCAACGCUAUGUACGCUUUGAUCUCGCCCAACAUCAAGCCCUUCGCCGCCGAGCCUGGCGCAUACGGUAUCCCCUGCUCCCAGAUUGGCGGCCUGCCUGCUGUCAUCGACCUCACCUUCACCGACCUCAACGGCACCCCCUUCAACCUCACGAUCCCGAGCUCGGAGCUCAACGUCGGGCCGUUCGAUAGCGACCCUUCGACAUGUCAAACGCUCAUCAAUGCCUUUGACGGCCUCGACCUCGUGGGCGGUUCGGUUUUGAAGCACUACUAUUCCGUUUGGGAUAUUGGCAACCAGCGCCUCGGCUUUGCGCCCAACGGUUUCUAG
This is a messenger RNA of Epithele typhae, 1107 nucleotides long. RefSeq names its product acid protease. The record is from RefSeq and is a predicted model, not a curated record. The coding region runs from base 1 to 1107 and encodes 368 amino acids. Gene Ontology annotation, biological process: proteolysis. Gene Ontology annotation, molecular function: aspartic-type endopeptidase activity. The transcript is spliced from 6 exons. NCBI's taxonomy places the organism in Eukaryota, Fungi, Basidiomycota, Agaricomycetes, Polyporales, Epitheliaceae.